AAUUUGUAUGCAGUGUUUAGUUCUGUCCACAUGAGGGCAGUCCAGGCAAGCCUGAUGUUUAUACAAUCUAUUUAUCACAGCUGCAGAGUCAAUGUUUUUAUUACAUGAUUGGUUAAUGCAAAGCUAGGAGCGAGGUCAGACUUUAAUAACGUGCAUAAGGCUAUUAAAGGCUAUUCAAAUACAUGAAUGAUGUGUUCAUAUGAUAACAGGUCUCUUUAUUCAUGGAGGCGUUAGCCAUUAUUUUAUUGUGUCCAACAUUUUGAAACUGUCAGUCAGUCCCUAUAGGUUUAUUAAUUAGUUGUUUUUUUUUUUAAAUAUAUUGAUUAUUUCUACAUAGCUGAGAUGGGAUAGCUCUCGCGCAAUCACAUUAUCAAGCAGAAGAGUCAAGUUGUCCACAUUCAGCCCGGAAGUCGGGGAUUUACCUAUAAAAUACACGAGUUCCACUGAGGGUUCAUAAUAAGACAUGUAUAUUAAAUUAAACUCCGAUGUAUGGACAUUUAGAAAAACUAAUGUCCCUGUCCUUAAACCAAACUACUUAUUUGGUUCCAAUAUUAGUUCAGUUUAUGCUACGCUUUAUUUUGAAAGUACUAACCGGAACACGCAUGUCGUGCUGGUUCUCUUAACGCUGGUUUAGAGGCUAACCAGUCGGUCGGCUUGUUCAGCGCUGUCUAGUCGAGCCUGUCAACAACACUGCAACCUGAGACGGGAUAGCCAGCCAGUGGGCUAGCUAAGUAAACCAGCUAAGUUAGCUACUCUGCUAGCACUUGUAUCAACCAACUACUACGACUCGGAAUUUAUCCGCCUAAGUUUCAAAGAUGUAUUAUGUUUGAAGUUGUUUCGACAAGAAAGAAGCAGCAGAACUGACUUUCCCAUUUCGCCUCAAUCACAGCAGUCCUGACUAGAGAACGUGUGCUCUAUUGACACAAGAGUGUGUUCUUCUCAGGCUUCUCCACAUUCUUCCUCCUGUGUGAUAUGACAUCGCUGUUUGGUUACAACAAAAGCCAGAGCUCUACAGCAGACGCUUGACAUCUGGUCAGGUGCUGUUCAAGAGGAUGGCUGCUCAGGUAGAGGUCCAGACUGGGGAGGUAGGGAGGCCAGUGGUUGGAGGACGACUUCACCUGAGUCCUUUGACUGACUCCAGCAAUAAGAGCCUCAUCGAGAUCCCCUCCAUCAACCAGUCCCUUAUUAUCACCCCAGAACCUAACAAACCUGUCCCAGGCCCCAAGCCACGGCUCACUCCCAAACCUUUUGCUCUGGAGAGGAACCCCACUGUUAAGCCUAUACUUGCUCCUAAGCCCCAAACCAAGCCCCGGCCAGAGUCCACUCGCCUUGCUGGAUUCAAACCAGAGCCUCCAUGCAUUCCAAAACCUCAGCAACCAGUUGCCACUGGCAAACCCAGGCUAGUGUCAACCAACCCCAACCGACCCACCCCUACCUUUUUUAGAACAACUAAUAAGUUCAACACUGGACAAACAACCAAGCCGAUAGUCCAGCCAUUUACACCGGUCCCUCCUCUUGACCUGGGAGACCCCAGCAAACCCAGUCUUCCUUUAACAGCAGAGAGGCAGAGACUUGGUUCAUCAAGCUUGGUCUAUUCCAAGAGCCUUAAACAACUUCCACCAGCAGUUUGGGCUGGAACCACUAAAAAUCAAGACGAGACAGACCAGAUGUCAUCCAGCACAGAGGGGUCCUCCAUGACCAGAGCCAAGUCCGUGGGUUUUCUCGCUCAGGUAGGGCAGGAGGAAGAAGAAAAGGAAAAAGAAAACCCAGAGGCAGCAGUGCAACUGCGGCCGAAACCCAGAGGAUCCAGGCCCAGGCCUGUGUCAGCCAUUUUCCUUGACAGUCCGACCAAGACGGAGACGCCAGUUCCUGCCCUUCGCUGGGCCAGACGACCACUUUCAGCUGAUCUCACGGCCAAGUUUGAGUCUAUCGGUCUGUCUCUGCACCGUAAAACUCCCAAGGAAGAUACUAAGGAAAACACUCCAGAGGAGAAGGGCCCGGCGCAGAAUAGAGAGCAGGAGAAAACACCGAAGAGUACCACACCACAAAGUACUGAUGUUGUAAGUGACAGAAAGACUCUGAAAGAGACUGAAGAGGAUAAGCGCACAGUUAGCAUCAAGUCCCGAAUCAGUCUCCUCCUCGAUUCAUCCUCCUCUCCUGGGACGGGUGUCACAGACCAAGGGUCGGAUCUUCACUCUCCAGUGCAGCCGGUCCCUGAAAGCGAACCACCGGUGGGUGUCAAAAAGCUCAUCAAGCAGCUGACCGAGGACCCAUCACCAACUCAGAGCCCUGUUAUGAAAACAGCACCGAAGCCCCGCCCCCUGCCCCUCGACCUGACUAAAAGGUUUGGAUCCGAGAGGUCGCCAGAGCUUGGCAGCGUUUUCUUCAGUGAGGCGACAGACCACGAUGAGAUCAGCAAAGAUCCUCAGAGGAGGAGUGAAGAGUCGGCCAUCACCCCCAGUGACCAGAGGACAUUUGUGGAUCUGAAAGACUCCCAGGAGCAGCUCCAAAAGGCCUUCACGCCUGAAGGGCCCGAGGCUGGACAGGCAUUUGGCGCCACUCCCGAGGAAAGUGAUCCCCGGAGUGACGUACAGACGGUGAAAGCAUCCUUGUUUGACAACGUUGUGGAGAGGCACAGUGUGCUGUUGGUGGAGGACGGCAAGCCUGUAAACAAGGCCAAUGAUUUGCUCAGCAGCCCGUCAUUUAAGAGGGGAAAUGGCGAGGAUGAGGGAACUCUUUUCACUGCCACCUACAAAGAGCCUGCAUCUCCAUCAAGUCCUCUGAGGGUGUUGCAUGCCUUUGACACUGUGCAGGCUGUGGAGAAGAGCAGGGCAGUGAGUGAGAACAUCCCGUCAGCACAGUGGGAGGAUAAGGCCAUGACGCUACGCUCCAGGCGCUUAGAGGGGAGCCGGCCGGUGGCAGAGAGGACCGGAUCAGCACCAGGCGAGCCAGCAGAACAGCAGCCUCGCUUUCUGAGAGUGGCCGCUUUGCAUAAGUGGACCCCUACAGGUCUUGAGACAAGUGUGGAGAAAGGGAUGCCAAAGGAAUCACAAAGGGAAGGACAAGGGGCUUUGGAUCAAGACGGGGACCGGCAGCGAGAAGCUGAACAGGAGGAAGUAGCUGCAGCUCCAAAACGUUUGAAAAUGCUGCAGUCGGAAGAGCAGCCGAGACCCAGGGCCACCUACUUUGCUCUGACUGGACAAAUACAGGAGCCAGUUUCUCCUGUCGAUGCAGGAGCAAGCGUGAGGGACGUGACUGUGCCCUUUGACGACUUCUCUGUGAGGUCCGCGCCGGGCAGCUCACAAGGGAAGCUUCUUCCAAUGAGGAGGAAUCCAUCUUUAGAGGAAGCUUUUGAAAAACACUCUCACAGUCAAGUUGAGGAGUUGAGGGCCCACAUUUCAGAAAGAGCGAGAAGAUCAACUUUCGAUGGACAGGCAGCAGAGGAAAUGAUGGACGUUGAAAAGAAAAGAGAGUUACAAAAAGAGACAGAAAGACACAUGGCAAAAAUGAAAGAGCUUGAGGGGGAAAAACAGAGACGGCUGGAAAUGGAGAAAGAAGCUCAUUUAGAAUUUGCACGAAUGAAAGAGAGGGAGAUGCAAAGGCAGAAAGCCUUUGAGAAGGAGAAACAGGAGUUUGAGGAGAAACGGCGUGCGCUGGAAAGGCAGAAACAGUUCGAGCUUGAACAGAGACAGAAACUGCAAGAAGUGGAGAGAGCGAGACUAAGAGAGCUUGAAAAAGAGAGGCAACUACCACUCGAGACAGAAAAACGACAAAAAAUUGAGAGACAGAGAAAGAUUGAAAGAGAGAAACUGCGGGAGCAGGAAAUGGUGAGACAGCGGGAACAGGAGAGGCAAAGACAAAGGGAGGAAGAGAGGCAGAGAGAGCUGGACAAGGAAAGACAGCUGCUGGAAAUCCAAAAGGAGAAACAGAAAAUUGAAGAGCUGAAGAGAAUUAAAGAGCUGGAAAGACUUCAACUCUUCGAGUUUGAAAAACAGAAGCAGAGGGAAAGGGAGACGCAGCAGCUGAUGGAGCUCGAGAAGCAGAGGCUCAGAGAGAAGAUGGAGAGAGAGGAGGCCGAGAAAAUAAGACAGAUGGCAUUAGAACAGGAAAUGUUGAGGAUGAGAGAGAUUGGUAAGGAAAGGGAAAGACAAAGGGAGAUGGAAAAGGAGCUUCAGAAAGAGAUGGAGAGAGACAAGCAGAGAGAGCUGCAGAGACAGAGACAGAGACAACUAGAUAUUGAGAGACAGGAAUUGGAGAACCAGAGGCUGAGACAACGAGAACUGGAGAAGGAAAGGCAGAGGAAGGAGGUGUUGGAGAGAAUGAAAGAGAUGGAGAGAAGACAGCUCUUUGAGUUGGAGAAGCAAAAGCAGGCAGAGAGGGACAAACAGCAACUUGUGGAGCUGGAGAAACGCAGACGGAGGGAGAGUGUGGAAAGGGAGGAGGCGGAGAAAAUGAGGCAGAUAGCCAAGCAGCAAGAAGCAGAGAGGCAGCGACUAAAAGAGAGGCAGAAGAAAGAGGAACAGGAGAGGGCGAGGUUGGAGUCCUCACCUCUCAGGCCUCACGUGGUGGAUCUGGACUCCAUGUUCCGAAAUAACUCAUUUUCCAAAGCCACUUCUCAGCGCAGUGACCCGGCAAUGCGAUGGAAGGAGCCGUCCCUGAGAGCAGAAGAGUCUUACAAACCUUCCAUCCUUGACAUAGACUCCUUCACAUCUCAAGUUCAGCCCUCCCCCAGUGAAGACUUGUUUCCUGUUUCUGGAAUUCAGGGUGUAGACGCUGCAUUUGGAGCUAGAUCACAGCCGCAUACACCCGACGUAGAUGUUAGCUGGAGGUUGCCGCAACAGACUUCGGGUAUCGCAAGCCCCGUAUGGACCACGUCUCUUCAGGACCCGUGGGAGCUGCGGCCCGUCGACAUGCCUGUGGACAAACCUAUGGCUGAACCCAGAAAACGUACCAACAAACUCAGCCCAGAGCAGCUCCUCCUCAGGCAGGAGGAACGGCUCCUGGCUCCACAGAGGCCGUCCGGCAGCGCUCCUGAGGAGCAGAUAUGGCUCCCCAGAGAGCAACAGCCUCAAAACGGCAGGGGAGAGGUCCGGAGAUCACAGGGGUCUCAGGAGUUGAACAGGAUGCGGUCUCGCAGUGUUUCCCGGCGAUCAGCUCCUUCAAGCAACGUUUUGCAGAGAAGCCUUUCCAGGAUCAGGAGUCGCAGCGCCCACCGAGAGCAGGACGGCAACAGCUGGGUGCAGCAGAAGCAAGGUGACAGUGGCGAAGAGGAGGGGAAGGACUCGGGAACACCGGUCCGUGACACUGACAGCCAGUAUGGGACCUGGGAGGCCGGACUGCGCACUGAUGACAGCCUCACUCCUGCCACUCCCAGCUCGGAAAGCAAUCUCAGCCCUUCACCAAGGAAGCCCACCUCCCCACGCGCGCUCGGUGAUCAGGCCUCACGGUUUGAUACCGACACUCUGGACAGCCUGCUUCCCUCCUCCCCAUCUGAGCCGCUACCCUUCCCUGAUACCCCGACCGCUCUCUUAGACACCAGUGCUCUUCGCUCCAGAGCACAGCUGGGGAAGAAACGAACGCCGCGGACACGACCCUCCAGGGCUGCUCGUCAGACGGCUGCGCUGUCGGAGGGAGAGGGAGGAACCACGGAGGACUGGCUUUACACAGACUCCACAGAGGCAAAGGUUGAGAGUAAGGACGAUGACUCGUCUGAGGAGCCGGCCAAAGGAGUAGACGCCAGCCCGGCUGUUUCCUCUCAGCCACAGAGGGUUGCCCUGUUCCCUGGGAUGGACCCUUCAGCUUUAAAGGCCCAGCUGAAGAAGAGGGGCGACUCUGACAAUCAAAUCGAUGGAUCCACUCCCUCUCCUUCGCAGCUUUCUCGCUCUCCCAAGUCCCCCUUUCUUCGCAGGGCAGCGCGUGUACUGCCCCCUCCUGGUGGGAAAGAGAACGGUGAGGAGGACUCACCGCAGUGGUUGAAAGAGCUGAAGUCCAAGAAGCGCUUAAGUCAGUAUGAUAAUGACAGCUAAGUAAAUAAUGAGGUUGCCUUAACAGAUGAAUCUAUAUGAAACUGAAGCCUUAAUGUUCAACCUAGAGAGUAAGAGAGGUGAAUCUACAGCUGCUGAUGUGUUGUUGUUUUUUCUUUUUGUUUUUUGUUCUCUUCCCGUCUGGGUUGAUAAAUGUGCAUGGUGCCUUUUUUUAUGGAGCGUCUCUGUCUUGUGGAAAAAAAGGAAAACAAGCAAGGAGGGAAAAAAAAACAUCGGGCUACUCUGCUUUAUCCAUUUCAUGCUUGAACCUGUCGAAGCACUUCUGCACUUGGAGGCACUUCACACGAACACUUUAAUGGGGACCAGAAGUUGAGGAGGGAGGGGAGGGGGGGGGAGAAAAGACGAUUAUUGGCAAAUAUUUCCUGUCGAGCUGCAUUUCAGGAAAUGGUUAACUUGUGGGACCACGACGCCUCUUCAUCCUGGACGUGCUUCAUCACCUGCUGGAGGACAAUCCAGCCGAUCCUUUCCAAGAUGUUUGUAUUUAGUCGUCUUACUCGACUAAUAUGUACAAGCUGGCGGUGUCUGCGUUGGACAUUUGUGUGUUGUUGAUGGUAGUCCCACAAGCAUUGCCAUAGGACAACGUUUCAAACACUAAUGAUUUUCCUUCUUGAACAUAGAGAACAAAUCACUGCUAACUUGAUUGCCCGGAGAGAGUGUAUUAUCAUGUCAGUAACUGUAAUCAGGAGAUGUUAUAUUUGUAUUAUCAUUGAUUUAACAGAGACCGAGAGCUAGUUUUUACAAAAGUUAAGAUGCAUCACCGCAAUAGACUUUGUUACACUCCACAAUCCUAACCUUGUCACGGUUGCUGCAUACUGUAUAUAUGUUUUUGUCUAAGUAUCUAAGAAGAGGGAUGGGGGAGUUUUUGGCCAAGUGACUUUGCAUCUGUCAAUCAUGCCUACUCCUUAUCAGCACAAAUACACUCUUCAAUCUUUUAUAUAUAUAUAUAUAUAUAUAUAUAUAU
Molecule: messenger RNA, 7005 nt
Organism: Anarrhichthys ocellatus (wolf-eel)
Lineage: Eukaryota; Metazoa; Chordata; Actinopteri; Perciformes; Anarhichadidae
Product: calponin homology domain-containing protein DDB_G0272472
Exons: 13
Coding region: 1053-6026 (1657 amino acids)
Source: RefSeq, a predicted model, not a curated record